Molecule: messenger RNA, 1139 nt
Organism: Meloidogyne enterolobii
Lineage: Eukaryota; Metazoa; Nematoda; Chromadorea; Rhabditida; Meloidogynidae
Source: the annotation of a GenBank genome assembly
UUUUUCUGACAAUUAGAAUAAGGGAAAUAUUUUUGAGGCUGAUUUGAGAGGUAUUUAAUGAGAGCCCGGGUCGAUUUAGAUUUUUUCUUAUUUUUAGACAUGAAAAUAAGGGAUAAAUUCUAUAGUUGAAAGAAUAAUAGACCGUCUUCCGGUCGGUCUUAAUCAAAUUAGGCGAGUGGGUUGUGUUGUAGUGGUUAACGAUUUCUUCUUUACUUAACGUACUUGUUGGUCCUUAGUAAUUAAUUCAGGUCCUGGUAUUCGAACUCUCGAGAGAGCUGUAUAAAGGUCGACCAAUUCCGGAAGUGGGGGGGGGGUUCUGGAGCCUGGGACUGAUGUUGUAGGGCUGGAUGUUGUGCUCAUCUCUAAGCUCCACCAGUUUUUCUGUAAUUUUUUAUUCUCUAAAACUCAAAAUAUUUUCUCUUUAUUUUAUUUAAUUCAUUUAUAUAUGUAUUUUUUUCUUUACAACGAACUUUUGUUAAAAUUAAAAAAUAAAAUAUUUCAAAUAUUUUUUUUCAGAAAAUGUUCAUUUACACAUAUUUUUCUUUUAUUUUUUAUAAUUUAUUUUAAGCUAAAAAUAUACUUAUUUUUGGAAAAAUAUGCGCCCUCUAACAGACGAUGAAACUGAAAAAUUUUUCAAAAAACUUUCAAAUUAUAUUGGUGACAAUAUUAAACUUUUAUUAGAAAGAGAAGAUGGAGAAUAUGUUUUUAGAUUACACAAAGAUAGAGUUUAUUAUUGCAGUGAAAAAUUAAUGAGACAAGCAGCAUGUAUUGGACGUAAACAAUUGGGGUCUUUUGGAACUUGUUUGGGCAAAUUUACAAAAGGAGGUUCUUUCUUUCUUCAUAUAACGGCAUUGGAUUAUUUGGCGCCCUAUGCUUUGGCAAAAAUUUGGUUGAAGCCACAAGCUGAACAACAAUUUUUGUAUGGAAAUAAUAUUGUUAAAUCUGGUGUUGGAAGGAUGAGUGAGGGAAUUGAGGAGAAACAGGGAAUUAUUGUCUACAAUAUGUCAGAUUUGCCGUUAGGUUUUGGUGUGGCUGCAAAGGGAACAGUAUCUUGUAAGAAAGCAGAUCCUACAGCUUUAGUUGUUUUACACCAAUCGGAUUUGGGUGAAUACAUUCGAAAUGAAGAGGGAUUGAUUUAA